Messenger RNA from Scatophagus argus, 5748 nucleotides. RefSeq names its product solute carrier family 17 member 9b (gene slc17a9b). Lineage: Eukaryota; Metazoa; Chordata; Actinopteri; Scatophagidae. Gene Ontology annotation, biological process: transmembrane transport. The transcript is spliced from 13 exons. Gene Ontology annotation, cellular component: membrane. Bases 1806 to 3206 code for a protein of 466 amino acids. Gene Ontology annotation, molecular function: transmembrane transporter activity. The record is from RefSeq and is a predicted model, not a curated record.
UUUAUCCUUAUACUUAACUGCAUUUAGAGAUAAAUAUUGUACUAACAACUCAGCUGUGUAACAACUAUAGUUAGUAGUUAUUUUGCAAAUUAAGACUUGUCAAAAACAUGGUUCAAUUUAUAAUACGAUAUGAUUCAUGUUGUAGCUUAAAUAUAAUCACCCAAGUAGUUAAAAUACAGUUAAGUUCCAGAUCUAUUUUUAACUAUUUAAUACAAUGUUGGGCAGUCUUAUCAGAGCAUUAUACUGUAUUUUAUAAGAAUUAGUGUGUAUCUGUGAACAAGGAAUUUGACUCUGGGUUUUUCACUGAUCUCAAUGUAUUUCACACAGGAGUAGUCAUACAGUUCAUACAGGGAUCAACAAGCUGAACAGAUGAUAAUCAGGAUUAUUAUGUGCAAAGUAUAUGAAGAAUCGGGUGUACAUAUAUAAACAUUUAUACAAAGCACUGGUGACAACAUACAGUAAAUAAGAUGCUUAUAUACAAGUCAAGGGCUUCUAUAAGUUGUAAACAAUACAAAUGGUACAAAGAAAAUUAAAUGUGUAGGAUUUACAGUGACGGUGCAUGAUAAGUGCAAAUAAAAACCCAAAAAGUAUCAUAAAGUUUUAUGCAUACCUUCUUAUAACCCCGUGUAUUCACAUUGCUUACACAGAUCGUAUUCCUUCAUCUCUCAUCACAGCCAACGGGUGACAAAAGCAUAACUGAAUGCAAACACACACACAUAUACCGUCGGACACUGGUGGGGUGGCCAAUGGCUUUGAUUGGCUGGAUGGCCGUUCAAUCAAUUUAAAACCACCAAUAAGAGUUAAUGUAUGAGGAAGUCAUUCUUUAAAGUACUGUGGGUACAAGAAAAUGCGAAGGAUGGUUAUGUUUUUGUGAAACUGCGGGUGUCACAUCUCCCAACACCCGCGGGCACCUUCACCCGUACUCAGAUUAAAUUCCUCCGCUGUUAAUUAUUGUUUACUUUAACCUAAAAAAUCAGCCUUCAGACUAUUCUUGCUCACAUCGCACCCAUUUGGCCUACUUAUGAUGGAGCACUUAAAUUGUGCUGCUACUUUAACUCCAUUAAAGGAUCUGAGGACGUCUUCCGCAAAAGAGAGCUGCUAAAAGUUGCGCUGAAUGCAGCAUAUUAUGUAACAUCUGCCUGCUAACUCACAGAGGCAGCAGCAGACGGACUAUCUAAUAUUAACCUUGCAGGCACUGCGCACAUCUCUCCCAGUCAUCCCCGCAGCUUCUCAGCACGGGCACUGUCACGUCUUCAUCCGGCAAGGGCAGGUCGUGGAGGGGGGGGAAGCACAUCCUGGUGCUCCCGUAGACAACACACAUACUUUUUCUGUAUUGCACCGUCAUGAUGUGGAGGAGGGGGGGGGGGCAGGAGCCCAGGCGCGUCUCUCUGCUCUUUGGAUGAUACUGUAGCGCAUGUCUUCAGCAGCUGAAGGCUGUUAAGAAAAGACUAAAUCACUUCCUGACUUACCCUACCGACCAAAAGCAGAACUGCGUGGCUUGGCCGGUGGAGGCUGGAGAGAAAAACUGACACGUGGAUUACUCCUCCUCAGGCAUCAGGAAAAACAAGCUCCCUCCUCCGUAGCUCAGUUUACCGUCAUCCGUGUUCCUCUGAGGCCAGUCUUACAGGUUAUGGAUUUAAGUAUCAAAAUGAUGUGAUAGAUCAAAGUGCGGGUUUGACUUCUUUUCUCUCCCUCGCUGUGUCCACGUAAGCGUUUAGUUUUGUGACUGAUCGACCGGAAAGAGACAGAAAGUGGGCUUCAGCAGCCGAAGCGGUUGAAAGGAGGCUGUCGUUAGCUCGCGUUGAAUGGCAGUUAUUCAAAAAUAUGGCAAGAACCAUAGUCCAGAUUUGGUCUGUCACAAGGAAAACCAUCCGUCUGACAAGAUCGGAGUCCCUGGAUGUCACAAGAAGUGGUCUGAACACAACAGCAGCUGGUCCAGGCCAGUGGCGAGGGUAUGGACGGUGGUGCUGCUGCUCGGGACAUGCCUCCUCUACUGCGCCCGUGUGGCAAUGCCCAUCUGCGCCGUCAGCAUGGCGGAGCAGUUCAGCUGGAGCAAGAGGGAGUCCGGCAUGGUGCUGGGCAGCUUCUUCUGGGGCUACUGUUUCACCCAAGUGUUCGGAGGCUACGUCAGUGACCGGGUGGGAGGCGAGAAGGUCCUCCUGCUGUCAGCAGCAGCCUGGGGGUCGAUGACGGCCUUCACCCCCGUCCUGGCCCACGUCUGCUCCCAGCCGAUCUUUUCCAUGACACUUUCCCGCUUCCUCAUGGGCUUGUUGCAAGGAGUUCAUUAUCCUUCCCUGGCGAGUCUGUGCUCUCAAAAGGUGGUGGAAAGUGAGAGAGGCUUCCUCAUGAGCACUGUGGGUAGUGGCUCCUACCUGGGCACUCUGGUGAUUGGAGGGGCUGGCUCCCUCAUGUUGGACCUGUAUGGCUGGGAAAGUGUUUUCUAUGUGUCUGGUCUCCUCUCAGUCCUGUGGGCGUACUGCAUGUGGAAAUAUCUGCUCAAAGGAGAAGGGCCUAUCAUUACCCUGGAGUCUCUAGGAAGUGGAGGGCCUCAGUCCAAGCUGUCCAAAAGACAUUGGUUGCGGCUCCUCAAACAACCGGCAGUCUGUGCUGUGAUUGUUACGCACCUUUGCACAGCGAGCACCUUCUUCACCCUUUUGUCUUGGCUGCCAACAUUCUUUAAAGACACUUUCCCCGAUGCCAAGGGCUGGGUGUUCAAUGUCAUUCCCUGGUUGGUGGCCAUACCCUCAUCCCUCUUCAGUGGCUGUCUGUCUGACCACCUCAUCAGUCAAGGCUUCGAUACAGCCUCAGUGAGGAAGUUGAUGCAGUUUUUCUCCAUGGGUGUGUCCAGUGUGUUCACCCUUCUUCUGUGUGGCAACACCACCUUCCCCUGGGCUGUUGCAUUUGUGUCUGCCACCAUGGGCCUCACCACCUUCAGCCACAGCGGCGUAUCUGUAAAUGUUCAAGAUCUUGCUCCUUCUUGUGCUGGAGCUUUAUUUGGUGUUAUGAACACAUGUGGCGCUUUCUUAGGGGUCUUAUUGGUGUAUUUCUCGGGGUAUCUCAUUGAGGCCACAGGCUCCUGGGCCACCGUGUUUGCACUUAUCACCACAGUCAACCUGCUGGGCCUCUGCACCUUUCUGGCCUUCGCUGAGGCUCGCCGGGUCGACAUUGACACCAGUAAGGUCCGCCACCACAACAUCCACAUCUAAACCAUCAUCACAACCAGGAGCUAGAAUGCUAUUCCAGAGGGAGACCCGACCUUUGGCAACCAGCAGCUUGGAGAACCUUGGAGAACUAGACAAUCUUCAUUUAACAGAAACUUUGACUGGCUGUGUGUCUGGUUGAGGAAUCACUACAACAGUUACUGAAAAGCACAGAGCCGAUCUGGCGCAAGGUUACUGAAAAAAGAGGAUGAGCGUUGAAUUCUAGAAACACACAGCUGUGUUACAGGAUGCUCUGGGGUAGAAUGAUUGAGAUUACAGGAGAAAAAAUUCUACACUACCUCCAUGUCCCAGUUUUUUUUCAGCAUGUGGUGGUUAAACAGCUGCUGGGCUGCUGUUUUCGAUUGUCAUUUCAGCAUGUUUCACUUUGAAUGAGAAAAGUCAUGGAAAUAGUUAUCCGGCGUGUGUGUGUGUGUGGAAGGAGCUGUGUGAGUGAUAGAUGUGUUAGUCUCAGGAGCACUCUAACAGUUGUAACAAACCAAGGUAGUGUGUUCUUACUCUGCAGUGAUGGGGUGGGGAGGUGGCGUGGGCACACUGUGGGUGACACAGGGAGAGUCCAGCCUCUUGUACCUGAAGUCUUUUAUUAGUACGCCCCACUCACCCAUCGCUGAGUGAACUGUCUGAGUGACACCUCAUUAGCCACCCAGUAAUUACUUGGCUGGUGCACUAAUGUCCUUUACGAUUUACCUUCUGUUGUCCCCUCCUCCAUGGUUACAAGCUCAUCUCGUCAUUACAUUUCAGAGGGGGUGAAAGAGGUCAUGAGAACCUUCAUCAAGUACAAAAGCAAGAAGACUUUUGUUGAGUGCGUUCUCCCCGUUGGUUGGCUUGAGGAAUAUGUUUCAGGUUGGAAGACCAAAGGCUAUAAAUUAUUUUUAUUCUGUUUCUAUGUGAUUGCAUGUGAUAGAAAUACCUCAAUUAAUUAUUGUCAAUACGUAGAUAUUUAUAUGGCUUAAAUUUUUUGGCCAUUUUUUUAUUUUUCUUUUAGAAACUAAAUAUAUUAAGUUAGAUGACUGAAAAAAACAUUUAGUCGCUAAGAUGACAGAAGAUCAUGGUAAGUUAUAAAAGGUGUGAUUCAGUCCGACUUGGUUCCAAGUCAAGUUUCUUCCCAUAUUAUCCUCUGCUGUCCUGCACUUUCCUGUCUGGAGAGACAGGUUUAAUAGAAAGAAAACAUGUCCAUGUAAUUAUUUUGGUGCGAGCUGCACAGGCAGAUGAGCAGGCUGGCCAGCAUUUUUGUGAUAAGACACCCACCCUUGUUUUCACACUUGACAACAUUGUUAACUAAGCACUAGACAGGAAGUGAUGUCAGCGUUUGGGAAGCAGCUAGUUUGCCCAUUCACUUGUCAUGUUGUUGCCAGAGUCCCCGUCCUGAUGUGAUGAAUGUCGAGGGACAAGUGAGAGGUUUAAAAAAUGAUGUUCUGGGUUUAGCACAUGUUCUGGGUAUGAGGAACUGUGAACAUUUGGUGGUUUGGAAAUCAUUGGCAAGUAUUAAGCAAGAGAAAAUUUUGCUGCGUAGCUGUGGCUGAAUGUUCAAGUUGCUUGCUGCAUUUAGUUUUGUUGUUCACAGCACAUUUUGCAUAUACAGUUUCUGUUUUAUAUUUAGAAAAUUUCAUUUUCAGUCUGGACGCUUACUUGAUACAAGUAAGUUGAAUCUAUGCAUUUAUUAUUUUGUGCCUGAUUUAAGCAAUGCAAGAUUGUAAGAUAUGCUCACCAUGAUCAGCGUGAUUUUUAUUUUCGAUCAUUGUACGUCGCUUCUUUUUUGUCUUUUUUUCUUCUUCUUUGUUGCUUCUGUGUGAUUUAUUAUCCUUAUUAUUGUGUGUCAAUUAUUGUUAUUCACUUUGAAAGGAAUAGGCUAUUAUUUUAUUUUUUACAAACUCAAUUUGCUGAAUAUUUUUCAGUAUAGAUUUCAGUUCUCCCAAUAUGUUACUUACAUUGUCGUGGUCAGUGGAUAGAAAAGGUCAACAAAAGAAAUUAUUUGGAUUUGUUUACUCUCUAUUACAUCUUUUAAAAUAAAGAUAUAUUUUUCUUUGCAUCAAACAUAUUGAGAUUAUUCGUGUUAUAAAGGCAGACAAAUGUACUGAUUAUAUAAAAUAAUUUAUUUUGAUAUCUCAGAUCUGGUAUCUACAUCGAAUGUCACUUUGAUUCUGUACACACACUAUGUUUUGUAGUGAUCGUACUUGAACUGUAUCCCAAAACCUGUUAGAUAGAAGACCAGUGCACAAAAUACUCACCAAACAACCAACGCUCCGCAUUCCUUUCAGAUGUGCAUCAUUUACAAAAGCCUUCAUUGCUCUUUUCUGUUACUGUGUUGAACACCCUGCAAUUUGUACAUGAAAACUAGUCCGAGUUCCGUUCACCAACACAUCUCACUGUAUGCUCCUGAAAGCCUUCUGACAAAUUUUUGAUAACAUGUAAGAUAUGUAUGAUAGAAACAAUACAUUAAUGCAGGAUAAAUGCAGUAUUAUAAUGCUUUUAAGAUAUGUUGUAUUUAAAAGCAUAUAUUAACUUUGAAUAAAAAUAUAUUUUGUCAGCA